This is a messenger RNA of Lymnaea stagnalis (great pond snail), 28447 nucleotides long. NCBI's taxonomy places the organism in Eukaryota, Metazoa, Mollusca, Gastropoda, Lymnaeidae. The record is from the annotation of a GenBank genome assembly.
CCCCAUUUUAAAAAAAAUCAAAAUAAUCUUUAAUGAUGCACUAUGCAUUUUUUAAAAUCAUAAAAUACAAUAAAACUGCAAGUUAUAAGCAAGGGAGCUGUUCUAAUUAUUGUAUAUAGCUUAGAACAGACCUACAUUAAACUUUUUACAUUAACUCUUAUUCCUCAAGAAACGUUACCAACAAAGAUUUAAAAAUUUAAAGGAAUAAUAUUUAGAGAACUUUAACCAAGAAUUUAGACUUUGCUGCUGCGGAAGCUGAAAGAAAACUCAUUCGAGAUACUUGUAUUUUGAGGUUCAACAGUGGCUUAUCUUUUAUUGAUGAUAAUUGUGUGGCACCACCUAUGUAUGUGUUAUGUCACAUUUUCAUGCUAAUUGUCUGCUAUCUAUAGUUUUUACUUUUACGCGUCUUGCAUAUCUAUAUUAUCUCUAAUAUUACUUUUUGAAUAUCACAAUUAUUCAUUCAGAGUUCAGUGUUAAACGACAUUGUCGACAUCACUCGUAUUUUUUUUUAGGGAAAAAAAAGAAAUUUGUUGUUAAGGGUUGCUGUGUAUUCUUUUACCAAAAACUUUUAAAAAAUUGCCUGCUUGUGAGUCGUGGUUUAUAUAAUAACAGAGGAACACUUACCAGUCAAAAUUAAGGAACUUCAAGCAGCCGCAGCCAUGAUUGAUGCCAGUGAAUGCAACAUUAAGGUUAUAUGUCGUGUGCGACCUCUUAAUGAAUCAGAAGAAAGAGCAGGGAGCAAAUUUGUUCUUAAAUUUCCAACAGAUGACUCAAUAAGUGUUGGGGUGAGUGUAUAUUUAAUUAAAUCUUUCGCUAUUGUAGAUAUUUUAAUAAAAGCUUGUUAUUACUUGGUGUAAGAUAUGCUCUUACUAAAUCCAAAAACGUGGCAUUAACAUUAACAGUGUUGAGGGGAUCUGAAAAUUUUUAACGAAAUCUGACUAUUCAACUCAUUCUUCUGUUGUGUGACAGGGAAAAUGAUAAAGUUGUGGCCACGUUUUGGAUGUAAUAUUUAAAUUUAUUAAAAAUUGGGGGAAAUGAGAACUUGGUAUGGAAAAAAAGCUCUCCAUAAUUAAAUUCUGCUGUUUUUUGUAUUUGAAAGAAGAAAAAAGUCACCUUCUCAUUAACUAAACUAAUUGACUUUUUAUUUUUAACUACUGUUUAAAAUGAAUCUUUUUUUGAGACAAUUAGACAGUUGAACUUUUAUUAUUGCUCAUGAAAAAAAGAGCCCAAUUCCAAAAUUUUAAAUUUUUAAAAACUUUUUUGUACCUAUAACAAAAUAAUUAGCUUGUUACCGCGUUUUAUUUCCAUCAUAUUUCAGGGCAAACUAUUUGUUUAUGAUAAGGUGCUUAAACCAAACGUCACACAGGAAUAUGUUUACAAUGUUACUGCAAAACCUAUUGUUGCGGGUAAGUAAAUAUUGCAAACAUUAAUGGACUAAUUUGUUUGAAGUGCUAUUGAACUUCUAUUGCUGCCCACAGAUACUACUUACCAGCUAUUUCUUAUUUUUAUUCCGUUUUUUCUGUUGUUUUGUUCGCUGACGAAGGCUUUCUGCCGACACGUUCGCUGUUUUGUUGCGUUUAUUUUUUCAGGUUUAACCCUACUCUGUUUUACUCCUUUUAUUUUUAAAAUAGUAAGCUUAAAAUUUAUUAUAACCUGAUUCAAGGAAAUAGUGGAGUGAUAUAUCCAGUAAAACACAUUACUUGAUAUUCACUGGUUUGAAUGUAAAGUUAAACAAACAUCUUUGAAUGAUUAAAUAAUAUUAAAUCUUAAAAGUAAUUCUUUUAAUGACUGAAGAAAUAAAUACUAUUUUAUGCUAAAACUAGACGCACUUUGACUGUGAUUAAAUUGAGAUUUAAAUUGUUCAGGAAACUUAGUCAAAAUAUAUAUUUGGGUUGGUAAGCUGAAAUUAAGUCUUUUAAAGUUUUGUUGUUCUGUCUUAUGCUCGGAUAAACUUAACUUUUUUUCUAACUUAAUAAAGUUUGAUACAUUUUAAGGAUUUCUGAAAAGUUAUUCUACUUUAGCAUGACAAAGAUGAAAAUCCACUUGAAAACUGUUCUUUAAAAAAAGAUAAUAAGAUAAUUCCAAGAGUCAUUGUACUGCUUUGUGUAGUAUAUUAUGAGCUUGUUGAUUCUUUUUCUAAAUAUUUUUACUAUUGAAAGUCUUAUCAUUCUUUAGAUGUGUUUCCUUGUUAUUGUUUUUUUUUAUUUGUCUGAGGUUCCUUAAGGUAGUGUUAACCAUCCUCAUCCAGAUACCUGACUUAAUACAAAUUUAUUCUCUGUUGAUUAGCCAUCAAUUUUUUUUUAAUAGGUCAUUUCUUUAUAAGAUAGUUUCCGUUUUAAUAUUUAUACAAAAUUGACAUAACAAACUUAAGAAAAUUGGAAAUAUUUAUUUUGUCUGGGCCACUUAAUAAUUUUAAUGAAUCUGAACACAUUUUUAAUAAAUUUAAAAUAAAGAUAGUGAGAUAGUUUUUACAGAUAAUCAUGAUCAAUUUUUACAUCUUAUUAAAAAAUUAUCCAGUUUCGGGAAGCAGGGUUGUGGAGCAGAAUUUUUUCUGGCAGAGCUCUGCUGCCCACAAAGUAUUUUUAGCAUUGCUCCAAGUAUUUUUUUUUUUUUUAAAUUUAAAUAUAAUUUUAUCAAAUAUUAGAGAAAGCACAGAUUAAUCUGCUGAUUUUCUGUAACCAGCUUAUUUUUCACUGAUUAUGCUAAUGAGCCUAUCCAAAAAUGCCUUCUAGAAGUAAAUUUAAAUAGAGUUUUCAGUCUUUAUAGAGUGACAUCGACAACAAGAAGAAGUACAAUUUUUUUAUUAAGAUUAGAUUAUCCACAAAAGACUGGUAAGGUUGUUUUUUGUUUGUGCAUUUAAACUGAUGUGACUUAAAAUUGUGCAUGAUAAGAUAAAGAUUUGUAUUACUAUACAAAGGGAUGCUGAGUGCGCAGAUCAAAUUUAAAUAAAUUUGCAAAUCCUGGCCACUGUCUCAUGCUAUUAACUAUGAUAGUCUUAAUUCGUGUACAAGCAACAUAGCCUUGCAGGAGAGCCCGGCUCCAACAUCCUACCCUGGUAGACAUAGUUUUUUUUUUUUAAAGAGAGUCUUUAGCUGACAGUGAUGUGGAGAAAGAAGAAAACAAAAAGCCUUGGACUGAUGGCGAUAUCAUCAACUCUUAAAAUUGAAGAUGCUUCUAAAUAUAAUAUAGGGCCAGAAUUUGAUAACCAGGAAUCAUCCUCAUUGAUUAAAAAUCAUUUUUGGCUAAUUUCUUUGAAAAAUGUUGUUGUUUUUUAAAAAUAUCUGCUAAUAAAAGUUGACUGAACUAAGAAGAAUUCACAAUCACGGAUUACAAUAAACACCUCCCAGGCAUAGAGUUUUAUAAAAAAAAAAUAGUGUUGUCCAGGUUGAUCAUAGAUUUGGCAAUUUCAUCUGUAAUUUCAUUACUGUUGUUUAUCAAAGAUGAAUCAAGCUUCUUCGUUUCUUGAAAGAACAUUUAGCUUGGAGUUUCACUAAUAACCUAAAUGCAACACUCAACGGUUACAAUGCAAAAUAAGGUCAAAUUAAACUAAAAUUGAAAAGAUGUUGGCUUCAAAAUUUCCCUACAGAAACAACAAUUAAUAGGAUACAAUAAGAAUGACACAAAGAACUUUAAUGUCAAAUCUUGGUAGACAAUGGGGAAGGGGUGUCAUGCUUAGAAAAGAGGCAGGUCGAAUACUACAAUUCAAUACUUCCUUCAGGAUUUAAUAUAUAUAUAUAUAUAAUAUAUAUAAUAUGGGGGGGGGUGGUAUCUGUGGCUGUUGUUUGCACUUAAUGGUUUUUCUUUACAAAUGUGUAAUAUUUUAGGCGCAUAAAUUUCUUAGACUUAAAUAUUUAAAAUGUGUAGUUUACAAUUUUUUAAAUGUAUUUAAUGUUUCGAGCUCUCAGCGGUAAAAAUUAUUACAGGCUCCAGCAAAAAAAAAAACACCUCCACUCCACAACCCUGCGCUGAAAGUCUUGCGGGCUGAAUUUAAUUAACGUUUUAGCGGGCAACCUAGUGCCCGCUGGCCGUAGGUUGCCCUCCUCUGAUCUUGUGUUUAGAAAAGAAUCUUUAAAUGAAAUGUUAUUGGUAGAUUAGAAAUAACUGACUAAACUGCCACCUUCUUAUGACAGCUUUUAUACUUUGUAAUAUAAUCCAUCUGCUUGGCUUUAUUGACACUGAGGAUUGCUCCCAUACACCCUCCAAUCCUUUGCCCUGGAAUCUAACCCACACCCACCUUCUGCCCACGCAUCAGUGCUUUGAUUCGUUAACCCAUAUAUUUGCUCUAGUUCGGUAACGUGGGGCUCACGCCCCUGGUCCCACAGGGGGGACAUUUGGUUGUUAUUGGGGGGUGGGGUGUGUGGAAAAUGAGCUGUCUGGACUUUGAAAACCGUCUACUAUGAUUUUACAUGUAUUUUGAAAAAAUAGCAACAUAAAAGUCUCUAUUUACUGCUCAUACUGCUACUGUUAAUCGUACUCAUGAGGCUAGUUUUUAAAUUUCUAUACUUAUCGCUAGAUCUGAGAAAAAUCAUAAUAUAGGAGAGAACUUAUAUUGAUAAAUGGUAUUUUGCUGCAGAACAGUUGUUCUGUAAACCAUUAGAAAGCACCACUACCGCCAAUUAUUUAUUUAUAUAUAUAUAUAUUAUAUAAUAAUAAGCUAAAAAAUUACUUAGAUGUCAAUAACAUACCAAUGAAAAAUACCUGGUAUGACAUCUUGUGGUGCAGAUGGUGCUCCUAAUAUGAUGGGCAAGAAAAUGGCUGCUUAAAAUUGAGGAAAGAUGAGUAUCCAUAAAUGCUACUUGUGCAUUGUGCUAUUCAUAAGGAAAAAUUAGGAGCUAAAAACAUUUCGCCUGUUCUAAAUGAAGUACUAAAUUCAGUUAUAAAGUUCAUCAAUGCUAAUGCAAAAUGUGAGUGUCUAUUCAAGCUAUUUUGUGAAGAGCAAAUGCAGACUAUGUGACACUUUUACCUCACACUGAAGUAAGAUGGCUUUCGAAGGGGAAUUGCUUGAAAAGAUUUAUGGAAAUAUUUGAUACUCUUGCGAUUCUUUAAAGUGACAAACCUGAUAUCAAUUAUCUGUUAACGGUCGAUGGUAAAGCAUUUUGAAUUAUUUUGCAGAUAUCUUUGAAAAAAAUAAAUAUAUGAAAUAAAAUAAUUAAAAUAACAAAUAAAAUUCUUGUCGAUGCAAAAGCGAAGAAAUUUGAUUUCAAUACCUUUAUUAAAUUAUGUCGGGAAAAUAUUUACAACAAAAAUUUUGAAAAGUUUCAUUGGCUCCAAAAAUUUGAAGUGACUGAUACCUCUAUACUUGUUAUUGUCAAUCGUCUGAAAAUUCUAUCAGUACUAUCAGCUAAUUUAAAAGAAAUAUUUUUUGUAUUGAAACAAAUUGAUUUUCCAACUUAGAUGAUGCAGCCAAUGUUAGUGGAUUUGUCUGAUAUUUCAAAUAUCCAUUUUUACGAAGAACUCGCAGAAAUGCAAAAUGAUGAGUCAUUUAAAACUUUAUUUAAUAUAAAAAGAGCAUUGGCAUGGCUUUGAGAGGAAACAAAUCAAAUAUUCAAAUUCAACUAAAUGGGCAAGAUAACUGUUGUUACUGUUUCCAUCUUCAUGUUUAGCUGAAUGUGGAUUUAGUGCUAUAAAUGAUUUGUUGCAAAAAACAAAAACACAAAAAAUCAGCUGGAGACUUGAGACUGAAGCUAACUAAAAUGGAAGCUAACAUAAAAUCUCUUUGCAUCAAGUACAAACAUCUCACUAAAUUGAAAUUAUAAAUAAUUACUAGAUACUCUCUCUCUCUAGUCCUUCACUUUUCAAGUGGCCACGGGGUUCCAUUGUGCCAUUUGAAUGGCAUUUACAGGCUGAUAGCAACUAAGGAUGUUUUUCUUUCCAUAUCUGCCCAGAUAAGUUCCCCGAAACCUUGUGGGAUAAUGUACGUUAGUUUUCUAUCACCCAAAGUAAUGAUCUAAUUAAUGCAAGUGUUUAAACGGGUCACUGUAUGUUUGAACACAAUGAGACAAUCGAUCAUAGUUCAUAUGUUGCCGGAUUCGUGUCAUUUUCCUUCAUUGUAAAAGUUAAUAGUUCAUCUGUCAUGAACUUAUUUAUUAAACUUAACAGAAAACCACUCAUUUGGACAUUACUAGCAACCGAGGUUGUGUUAGCUUGUAAGCAUUUACGUUGCAAAUACCUGUUCAUGCUGUCGUGUUUAGGCCAAGAAUUCCAAAGCAUUUCAUAUUUAGGUCGUAUCUCUUACCCGGUGACUCUAUGUUUAAUUUACGCCCCGCUUGUUAACAAUGCGCACGGUUACAGUAAAAAUGGGGGCAGACAAAUACGCCAGCGACGCAGUUGUUUCAUGGCAUGCAAGCAAUUUUGUCAUGUUACUCCAAGUUGUAAAUAUGGAUCUAAAUAUAGGAAUUAAUAAAUCCAAAUAACUCUGCCUGAUUCUGUCAUGUCAGCAUUGGGUAUAAUAAUAAUAUACAUCCAGGCCGUGCAGGUGACUUUUGGGUCACGGGAAGUUUCCAAUUUUAGGCCCCCACAAAUUUCAAAGUAAUGGCAUCAAACAUAUCAAUGUCCGUCAUUGGGAGAGUGAUUUACUCGCUUGCCUCGGCCUAAACACGGGGGCCUGUCUACACCCACCCAGCCCCCUAAAAAUAUGCAUUUUUUUUCUUUAGUCCCAUCGGAGUGUGGGGACCAAAAUAACUGCAUCGCCCACUUUUAAUUUAUGCAAUCUGUGAUUGACACUUCUUGGGUGACUUCACAUGUGCUUUCGUAUACCCCAGUUCUUAAAGAUAUCUCCCCGUCAUAUAACGCACCUUUUUUGUUGUUGUUGUUAAAUGCCUCUACUUUUAUUCAUAUGCCUCUAAGCUGCCGUCACAUCAUAAUAUAAAACCGAUUAUUUGAAAAGUUGCGCUACUAGAGUCCAAAACUUGGUAUGCGUCAACGUUAAGGGGGGCGGGAAGGGGAGUGGGGGUUAAUCCUAGAAGUCCAACGUGUUGACAACCCUCUCAAAACUGAAACCUGCCCGACUACCGCGAGCUUCCCGGUUUGUGUCAUUGCAGAUAUUAAAUAUUUAAAGAUGUUGACAUUUCUGCUACGACUGCAAACUCCCCGGGGUCUUUCUUUUUUUUUUUUAAAUCCCGUUUCAGAAUUGAAAAGCGCACGUUUGCUGCAGUACUGUACCUAACAUAACUAGCAUCACCGCAGCCUGUCGGGCAGGACCCUUGCUAUAUUGUGAGAGCUCAAGAUUAUGCUAAUGCUAGCUCAGUGGUCGGCAAAAUAGUUAGUCAAAAGAGCCAAAAAUUCACAGUAGGACGAUUACAAAAAAAUUGAGAGCCAAGUUUCCUUUCAUGAAAAUGUCAAGAAUCAUGUUGUUCGUAGUCAAAACCGAUUUGUGGCCGACUAGCCGAGCCGCACUCAGGUCGUUAAAGAGCCGCAUCUGUCAUUUUAUGCGGUUCAUUGCUUUUAGGGUUACCUUCAUGGAGAAGUUAUUUCUGAUAAGUUAUCUCUUCAAAUGAACAAGGUGGCCUCAGUUUGAGGACUUUACGGUCUUAAACAAUAGCAUUGACUGUGCUAUACUAAACUAAGGAAUGAAUACGUGGGGUGUGUUCUUGCUGACGUCAUGAAAUGCGAACGUAGCGGGGCGUGCUGGGCUGGGAGGCGAGAAGGGCUCAGAGUGUGUAAUUAUUUUGAGAACGUGGGUAGUUUGUUUUUAAGUUGCUUCUGUUUUUUUUUACGGCAAGAAUGGUAGUGUUUGAGUAUUCAUUUCAACUCAUGGAUGAUUAUAAUAACUCUUGAGAUCUUAUAAGCUGGCCAUAGCCCGCCAAAUAUUAGCGCUAUGCGCGAACCUCCCAUCGAUUAAAGUUACUUGACAAAACAAAGGUUAUCUAGUAACGCACUUUCCCGAUUAGUGCGCCCCACCCCCAGAUUUGCAAGCGCACACUUUUUUCCACGCCCCUGAACUAUAUGAAUCUUCUAAUGUCCCACCCCCUUUUAUACCGCAUAUUUAUAACGCUAUAUUUAAAUUGUUGCGCGCUAUUGAACCUUAGGGUUAGUGGCAACAUUGUUAUUUAGAGAAUGAUACAUUUAUAGUCAAUAAUUUUAGCUUCUCGUUCAUUGAAGUACAAUACAGACACAUCGUGUGAAUGUGAGAUAUAGUUCUAUAUCUAUUUAUAUAUCUAUUUAUGUUUUCUUUAUCUACUUCUGAGAUGUACAAAACUGUUGGGGUUAUAUUAGGCAUAUAGUUCUAAGUUGACAGCAUGGGUCCUUAACUUUAUUUGUAAGCCAGUUUUUAAGGGGGCUAUUCAUAAAUGUUGAGCGAUGUCAUUUAUGGGUGGCCCCUAAGUCCUGGUUCUGGUGACAAAAUAUAUUUAUUUGAAUACUUAGCAACCCUCUCAACCACCUCUCCUACCUUUUUAAUUUUGCUGGAGUUUGGAGCAGACUUUGGAGGGAAACUUGGAUAAAAAUCCCUGCUUUCAACGUUUUAUUUUUAGUUAUAACUCUUAAAAAUUCCCUUUUUGUUUACAAGCACACACACAAAUUUGCCAAAGGGCUAUCCAUAGAUGACACACUCUUUUGGCUGAUUUAAAAGAAAAACUCUCCAAAAAAUUAUCACAAAGGUUGACACCUCAAUAUAUGUGGUUUAUUCUCUCUCACUCUCUCCCUCACUCUCUGUCUCUCUCUCUCUCUCUCUCUCUCUCUCUCUCCCUCCCUCACCCCCAAGGGGUCAUUUAUGGAUGGCCCCUUAAUUCUUAACUAUUUGAUAAGUUAUCAUUAAAAUGUGGUCCUCUCUUUUGAAAUUAAAAAAAAAAUAAUUGCAGGUGAAUAAAAAAUCUGCUUUUCUAUAUUUUUAUUCAUUUGCUGAAAUGUUGUUAUAUGAAUAGAAGUGAAAGAUGUUAAAAUAUUUCAGCAUGUUUGGUUUACUACUUUCUUUAGUACCUUAAUCAUUUUAAUAACAAGAGAAAGAAAAUAAGGGAAUAAUAAUGGAUGACUGUAAGUUUGAAGCUGUCGAUUGAUCCAAGAUCUUCCAAUGACCCAGUGUAGUCUUUGUGUUAAGUUGCCAAACAGUUUCUAAUACAAAUCAGUAUUUGUGGGCAGUAACAGCUGGAGGGGGAAUAAAGGGAGCCUAGAUGGCUGAGUCAUGGCUGCUCUUUGGGUGAGUCUAGACCAUGUGAAGGGCUUAUUUAAAAGUCUUUUAAGUCCUUUAAUAAUUAUCUUAACACCCUUGCCCCUUGCAAUAAGUAAUCACUACAACUACUAUCCUAAUUUGCAGAAAGCUAUCUUUCUAGCAGCAACUUAUUAAUCUAUAAUUAGAUCUACUGAGAACAUUCCACUGCACCAAGGUGUGUCAUUUCAGCUAUAUUGAUCAAUACCUUGCAAAUCAAUAUUCGUCAAGGUGAAGGAUGUUUUAUGUUUGCAGUGCAGGCUAUGCUUUCAUGUGUAUCAUGUUUUGGUUUUUUUUAACUUGCUAUUAAAAAAGUAUCAGUCAGACAGAGCCACUUCAUUCAGGGUUUUACUUUAAAAAAUUAAUAAUUAGCUUCUAGUGUAAAGAAAAUUUUGGGUUGGAUACCAUGAAGUAUAGGCAAGAAAAAUAACUAGUGAGUGACUAAAAAUCUGUCUGGGGGCUUUAGGAUCCCAGGGGUAGGUUUAGUCUAAGGCGUUUAUGACGCCAGGGGUGGGUUUCGUCUAGGGCUAUUAUGAUGCCAGGGGUGGGUUUAGUCUAAGGCUGUUAUGAUGCCAGGGGUGGGUUUAGUCUAAGGCUGUUAUGAUGCCAGGGGUGGGUUUAGUCUAAGGCUGUUAUGAUGCCAGGGGUGGGUUUAGUCUAAGGCUGUUAUGGUGCCAGGGGUGGGUUUCAUCUAGGGCUGUUAUGAUGCCGAGGGUGGGUUUCGUCUAGGGCUGUUAUGAUGCCAGGGGUGGGUUUAGUCUAGGGCUUUUAUGACACCAGGUGUGGGUUUAGUCUAGGGCUGUUAUGACACCAGGGGUGGGGUUAGUCUAGGGCUUUUAUGAAACCAGGGGUUGGUUUAGUCUAGGGCUUUUAUGACACAAGGGGUUGGUUUAGUCUAGGGCUUUUAUGACACCAGGGGUUGGUUUAGUCUAGGGUUUUUAUGACACCAGGGGUGGGGUUAGUCUAGGGCUUUUAUGACACCAGGGGUGGGGUUAGUCUAGGGCUGUUAUGACACCAGGGGUGGGGUUAGCCUAGGGCGUAUAUGACACCAGGGGUGGGGUUAGUCUAGGGUGUAUAUGACAUUAGGGUUUUUAUGACAUCAGGGGUGGGGUUAGUCUAGGGCGUUUAUGACAGCAGGGGUGGGGUUAGUCUAGGGCUGUUAUGACACCAGGGGUGGGGUUAGCCUAGAGCGUAUAUGACACCAGGGGUGGGGUUAGUCUAGGGUGUAUAUGACACCAUGGGUGGGGUUAGUCUAGGGCUUUUAUGACACCAGUGGUGGGGUUAAUCUAGGGCUUAUGACACGAGGGGUGGGGUUAGUCUAGGGCUUUUAUGACACCAGGGGUGGGGUUAGUCUAGGGUGUACAUGACAACAGGGGUGGGGUUAGUCUAGGGCUUUUAUGACACCAGUUGUGGCUUUAGUCUUGGGUCUUUAUGACACGGGGUUUGGUUUAGCCUAAGGCCUUUAUGACACCAGGGGUAGGUUUAGUCUAGGGCUUUUGUGACACCAAGGGUAGGUUUAGUCUAAGGCUUUUAUGACACCAGGGGUAGGUUUAGUCUAGGGCUUUUGUAACACCAGGUGUGAGUUUAGUCUAGGGCUUUUGUGAUACCAGGUAUGGGUGUAGUCUAAGGCUUUUAUGGCACCAGGGGUGGGGUUAGUCUAGGGCUGUUAUGACACCAGGGGUUGGUUUAGUCUAGGGCUUUUGUGAUACCAGGUAUGGGUGUAGUCUAAGGCUUUUAUGACACCAGGGGUAGGUUUAGUCUAGGGCUUUUGUGACACCAGGUGUGAGUUUAGUCUAGGGCUUUUGUGAUACCAGGUAUGGGUGAGGCUUUUAUGACACCAGGGGUGGGUUUAGUCUCGGGCUUAUGUGACACCAUGGAUGCACUUACAAAAUAAAAAUGUAUUAUUACUUUAAAGGAACAACUAUAAGCCUCAUUUUGUCAAGGCACAAUAAAUCUGCUUACUGUAGAUCCUGCCUUAGGUGGUGGUUCUCUUUUUAUAUUGCUGUAAUAGAUAUUAAGGGUAUUUUAAGUUAUGAUAGCUGAUAAAUUAUAAUUCUCUGUUUGUUAUGGUGCUUAGCACACUUGGGGCAGUAUACUUGCUACAAUGUGUUUGCAUUGCCUGAUAUGAUUAAUUAUGAUGGAAACAAAUGUAUUGAAAUUCUGAAUUCCAUACUUUUCAUUUUGACCUUAUUUUAAUAAAAACAUAAUUAUUUAAAUAAUUUUUUUUUUUUUUCAACAUUUGGGAAUUUGAUUUUUUUCCUGUAAUUUUGAUUUGUAAUCUGUCAUUAUAAUUCAAUAUAGAAAACAGAUUUUCACUUAGCUUGUUUUGUUGUUUUUUUUUGUGUAGAUUAGUUAAAGCCCACAUUAAAUUAAAUGUUCUUUUUUAAAUAAAUACUAUUUUCAGAUGUCCUCAGUGGCUACAAUGGGACCAUUUUUGCUUACGGGCAAACAUCAAGUGGUAAAACACACACAAUGGAGGUCAGAAUAAUUUCAUGUUUUAUUACUCAUUAAACCUUAAUAUUUUUUAUAUUAAAUACAACAUAACUUUAUUUAUCAUUACCAACGGAAGAGCACCCUGAAAACCUCUCUCGAAAAAUUAGUCCUAAACCUAAAAAUGACCUAAUUAAUGACCUUUAAUGACCUAAUUGCAAUACAUUUUAAUUAUUUAUAUAAUACUAUGUUUACAUUUUUACUCAGGGUGUCAUGGGCAGUGAGGCACUUCAAGGUAUUAUUCCUAGGAUUGUACAAGACAUUUUUAAUUACAUCUAUGGAAUGGAUGAAAACCUCGAGUUUCAUAUCAAAGUAUGUGCCCGGUAUAAUUAAAACUUUGAUAGAAUAACUAAAUUAAAAUGUUAAAAUAUCAUAAUUAAUUACUUUUCUAUGAUUUCUCGUUUCUCUUUAUAAUAAGUUUAAGAUAUGUAAUUGGAUCAUCUGAUAUUUUUGAGUUGUUAUAUAUCAAUAAUGCUUAUACAUAUAGGUCUCUUUCUUUAUUAACAAAUAGUGCCUGUUUUAUAUGAAUAAUGCUUAUACAUAUAGGUCUCUUUCUUUAUUAACAAAUAUUGCCAGUCAUGUUUAUAUAAAUGUUAUUAAUAAUGUAACUCAACAUGCUUAGUCUAAAUAUUUUCAUUCACAAUGUGUCAAAUAUUAUUUUUGGUGUUUAUUGUUGACAACUAAUUUCUCAUUAAUAGGUUUCAUACUUUGAAAUCUACAUGGACAAGAUCAGGGAUUUACUUGAUGGUAUUGUUAUUAAUAUUAUGAAUUAGUUAUAUACUUUUAUUUAUCCUCAGAUGGUUUUAGAGCAGUUUUUCAUAAUAUUAUUUGAUGCUGACUGUAAUGAUUAUUCCUGUUAAAUAAAAUGACUGUUGUACAAAACAGUUGUACAAUGGUAGUUCAAAUAAAUUUUUUAAAUAUGCAAAUUUAUUCCAGUUGGAUAACAUGGGCUGUACUUUUUUAGGGGCGUAGCCAAGAGAAAAAAAAUUGUUAAAGUAAUUUUUGUGCUGUUUCAGUAACGAAGACAAACCUGUCUGUACAUGAAGACAAAAACAGGGUCCCUUAUGUAAAGGUAGGUGAAAUACUUCAGAUUUGGUUACUUUUACUAUUUUGUCUACAAUGUACGAUUUUGAGAUGUCAUAAACAUUUGUGGGCAGAGACUUGUCAGAACUAUGAUUUUAUUAGACUUGGUUGAAAAAAGUGAAUCUACUGGCAGAAACCUAAGGUCAGACGGCUCACCAGUCAAUGGUUGAAAAAAUAUAUUUCGUUAGUUUUUAAGAUUUUAAACAAAAAUCAUUUUCAAUUUGUUUUAGCUCCUAUCUAAAUCCUGCUGCUAAUCGACAGAAAUAAGAUUGGUUGCGAACUAUCCAUAAUUAUAUUAAGUAAGCAAUGGGGGGGGGGGGAGAGAGAGAAUAGAUGGCCGAGUCAUGGCUGAAGUACCUCCAUUUAUUAAUAUUUUUUUAAGAAUAGAUUUUUAAAAAACUAUUUUUAGGUGUGCACUGAACGAUUUGUUUCAAGUCCUGAGGAGGUUAUGGAUGUAAUUGAAGAGGGAAAAUCCAACAGACAUGUUGCAGUAACAAGUAAGUUAAAGCUGAGGGGUACAUACACAGUUUACCUAACCGCAGACAAUAUUUACCUGAAACAAAAAAAAUGUUUAAUAUGUUUUGAAAUAGCUUAUGUUUAUAAAAACAUUUUAAAAACUCUGGUGUUGCUGCAACUCUCUAAACUUGACUGGUUUUCCAAAUUUUAAAGGAGAUGCUAAAAACCUAAUAAUUUUAGAAUAGAAACAUUAAAUUCAAUCAUGUUACAGAAAAUGUACUUUCUACUAAUGCAAUUUUAAAAUAUUUUUACAGAACGUGGGAAAGCCCAAACUAGAUCUUAAUGAAUCUGAAAAAUAGUUUUUUCAAAAAUCAGGACUAACACAUUUAUAGAGCUACAGCAAUAAUUCAAUCAACCAUUCCCUUAGGAUAUCCUCAAUUAUUCUCUAAUUUAAUUCAUAUUUUUAGAUAUGAAUGAACACAGUUCUCGGAGUCACAGUGUCUUUCUCAUUCAUGUAAAACAAGAAAACGUAGAAAAUGAAAAAAAAUUGCAUGGAAAAUUGUAUCUGGUCGACUUGGCUGGUAGUGAAAAGGUAUGGGUUUAAUUUAUAAAAUACUAUUCAAGCAGUUAAAACCACUUUUUAUUGUUAUUUUUGUGUGUGUAUUAAUGGGGUUUUUUGUUGGUUUUUUUAAAAUGACAUUUGCAAGUUGAGGAAUGUCUAAUUUUUUAACAAUAAUGCCUUAUUAAAAAUAGUUGUUUUUUUUUGUUUUUUUUCCAUCACAUAUUUAGGUCAGUAAAACAGGUGCAGAAGGAUCUGUUCUUGAUGAGGCAAAAAAUAUAAAUAAAUCAUUAUCUGCCCUGGGUAAUGUCAUUGCUGCUCUUGCUGAUGGAAAUGUAAGUAAUGCUUCUGCUUGUAAAGUCUUGAAAAAAACUGGAGAACUAGAUAAAGUUUCAUCAAAUAAUUUUGUUUAAAUAAGGAUUUAAAUCUGUUAUUCCCAAUAAAUAAGGCAGUGCUAACUUCUAAAGAUUUUGAACACUUUUCAAACAAAAUAUUUUGUUUUAUUUUAGUACAUUACAAAGUAAAGUAAUAAUAGUCUUAUUUUUAAAUUAAAUUUUAUUUUAAAUUUCUCGUCUGGUUUAUUAUUCUUGUUCUAGAAAUCUCAUGUUCCAUAUCGGGACAGUAAAUUAACAAGAAUUUUACAAGAAAGUUUAGGUGGUAAUGCUCGUACCACGAUGGUCAUAUGUUGUUCUCCUGCAUCUUAUAAUGAAGGUGAAACCAAAUCAACACUUAUGUUUGGACAAAGGUCAGUUGUUGUUUUUUAAUUUUUAAAAAUGUUUUUUUCCUAUUACUGCUAGUAGUUAAAUAAUUAAACUGUUUUGUCUGUUGGGUGCUGUAGAGUUGUAAAGCUCCAUAGUUAGAUAUAAAAAAAUUGGGUCUUUUUUUUUUAAAAUAUAUAUAUAUUACAAAUUGGUUAGCAAAAUUUCAUUUUAAAAAACAAACAUUCGAAGCAUCCUUAGUCUCACUUAAUUAUCCAUUAGUUAUAUUAUGUGCACUGUUGUAAAUUUGUAAAAAAAAAAAAAAAAAAAAAAAAAAAAAAAAAAAAAUGGUAAAAAACAUGGUGUGCAAGAUGAGUAUGAAAAUGAUAUAAUCCAGGAUAUGGGAUAUUGAGUAUGUGAAGAAAAAAAAUGUGAAUUCCCUUCAAUGGUUUUGAGAUUUUUAAAAACACAACUAUCUUUCAGUUCAUUUAUUUAUACAUGGAAUUUAAGUCAUUCUUUAAGCUGGGUCAAGAUAAUCUGUACUUCUUUUUUUUCCAUGGUAUGGUGAUUAAAUCGGUUAUUUUUAAUUAAUACCAUUUUUCAGUUAUUAAAAUUAAUCUUUUUUUAAAGCAUAAAAGAUAUACAUGAUUUAUCUCAGAGCCAAGACGAUCAAGAAUGUUGUGAGUGUCAAUGAAGAGUUGACAGCAGAAGAGUGGAAAAGGCGCUAUGAGCGAGAGAAGGAGAAAAACAACAAGAUGAAGUUGAUUAUAUUAAAGUUAGAGGCAGAGCUGCAGUCCUGGAGGAAUGGUAUAAAAACAUAACUACAUUUAUAUAAUGGCCGCUUUUAUAAUCACUUGCUAAGAUAAGUCUUGACGAUUCCAUUAAAAUCCUAUUUAUAUUUAGUUUCGGGAAUUUAUUUAUGAUUUCUACAGUAAUUAGUUCAUGGUAGCAUCAAGUUGCUUUUUUUUCUUAUUCUUAAAUAAGCAGUACAGUCUGUCUAAUGUCUCUCAUUAUUUCGUAAUAAAUUUUUUGAAUGCAUAGAUUUUAAACAAACAAGACAAAUGGAAAAAAAGGUUAUAAAAAAUCUUCUUAUUAUUUUUAUUAUUUACAAUAACUUUCUUGUUAUAUCCAAGAGUUUUUGCAUCUUUCAAACUGAGUUACUAUUCCUUUGAUAAAUAUGUAAAUUGAGUUUUUCAUAUGGUAGGCAAAACAGUUCCUGUUGAGGAGCAAGUAGAUGUGAAAACUGCUGCAAUGGAAGCUGAACCUGUACCCCCAGGUCAGGCAGCCAUCGACACAGCAGCUAUGCAAUCUAGUUUCAUUGGUUUGGUUAGUGGAGGUGUCAGUGCGAUCCCAGAGGCAGAAAAGGCACAGCUGGAGGAGGAGAAGAUGAAACUCUAUCAACAGUUAGAUGAUAAAGUAAUUAUCAACUACAUUGAAAUGUUGAUAUUUGAGAAAUAAUGUUUAUUUGUAUCAAAUACUUAAAGUUAUUUAUAAGUACCAGCUUUGAUAGUUUUGUAAAUAAAGUUGCCUUAUAUAAUGUGUGAAUAUUGGAAAGAAAAUCAUUUUUAUGUUCUAAGGUCAUGAAAAACUUAACAAUUCUUACAAAUUUUCAAUUAUGACAUGGAAGCUUAGGAUAUUACCAAAUGCAUAUGAUUAACUUUUUAUUCUAUUGAAGAUCAACUAAAGCUUUUCAAAAUUACAUCAUUUUCUGGAAUUUGCAUUAAUGUCACUUAUGGAUUACCAAAUGGAACUUUUUGUUAUGCUUACAGGAUGAUGAAAUUAAUAGUCAAGGUCAAUUGAUUGAAAAACUAAGAGAGCAAAUGUUGGAGCAGGAAGAGCUGAUUGCCAACUGCAGACGAGACUAUGAAAACUCUCAAGCUGAGAUGACACGCAUUCAGGCUGAUAAUGAAUCUGCUAAAGAAGAAGUUAAAGAAGUACUUCAAGCCCUUGAAGAGCUGGCCAUGAACUAUGACCAAAAAUCUCAAGAGGUGGAGAACAAAAACAGGGACAUUGAAACUCUAAAUGAAGAGAUCAGCCAAAAGACUGUAAGUAACUUAUAUUAUUUUGAUAUAUCUUUUUUUAGAGUAGCGCAGAAAAUAAAGCUCUAUCCCUGAAGGAAGUUUCACCCCUUUUAGUUAAAUGUAUUAACCUUAAAAGUAUCUUAAAUGAUUAGUGGAGUUUGGAUUAUUGGUGUUGAAACCAAUUAUGGGUUGUUGAGUUUUAUAUUUAUUUAAUAUUUUUUUAAGAUAAACAAAUAUUAUAAAUUAGGUACUCAAAAUACUAUCUUCAUUUCAGGGAAUGUAAAAGAAUGGGUGGGUACUAUAUUAAUAUACUAUAUUAAUUUAGGGUCUUUUAGGUAGAGGUCUUUCAGGUGUGUAUUUUCCUUUUGAUAACACUUAACAAGCUUGUGUAAGUGCAGAUUAAAUAUAAGUCUUGUAAAUAUUAAAUAUUGUAUGUAAAUUACACAGUACUGAUUAUUGGUAAUCCAUUACUUGUGUUGCGGAUACAUAGGAGUCAAGUGCUGGUAUGAAACUUGUACAAAUCAUUUUUUAUCUGAUCUUUGUGAGGAAGAGUUGGAUAAUUAACCUCAGGAAUGUAUUAUAAAAACUGACAUCAGAUUAAAGUUGCAUUUCAAAAUCCUAAAACAGUUUUUCAGCACACAAAGAACAAUGUAAUCACCCCUUUUUUUGUAUCAAAUACUUCUUUUAGAAGUUAAUUUAAACUGAAUGAACUCAGGCAAUUGGCAGCCUCUGUAAUCUGUAAUAUUUAUCUUUGUAUUUUCACAGAUAAUCCUAAUAAAUAUUAAUUUCAAAUAUUUUUAGUUUUUAAAUUUGCUCUCAAAAUGUUUUCUUUUGUAUUAAAGGGGAAAAUCAGCAGUUUGCAGGCAGAACUUGAGUCUUUGAGAGACUCAUCGACUCAUCAGAAGAAGAGAGUUGUUGAAAUGAUGUCUAGCCUUCUCAAGGAUCUGGGUGAUAUUGGAGCUGUCAUUGGUGGCAAUGCUGCUGAGAACAAAGUAAUUACUUUACACUUCAGAUUCUAAAGAACCACUAACACUUUGCCUUCUAUCAUAUUACCAAUAGAAAAUAAAAAAUAAGUUAAGUGCCUAGAUCAUCUUUUGUAUGCUUCUACCGGGGAGAGAUUGCAGGGAGGUGCUGUUAGCGAUCUGCUGCAAGAGUUGAUGCCUGAUGAAGAUUCAUGUACCUAGAUAAAGUUCUUAAAUAAAUAUGAGGCUACAAAUUUUGCAAAAUAUCACUAGUUGGGAUUAUUACAGUAAAUAUUUAUCUGGUUUUAUUACCUAGCCAAACAGUGGAGCUGGGGAGAAGCUUGAGGAAGAGUUCACAGUGGCCCGUCUCUACAUAAGUAAAAUGAAAUCAGAGGUUAAGACUCUUGCCACUAGAGCUUCAAAUCUUGAAACUGCACAAGUAGAAAGUCACAAAAAACUGGAGGAUGCGAGUUCAGAAUUGUCAGAAUGCCAACUUAAAAUUCAACAGGUAAUUUCUUAAGCCAUUCUGAUCAAUAAAGGAUUAUUUUAUAUUAAAAUCUUUUACAAAAAAUGGUAAUCUAUGGUUCAAGCCAUGUAACUUAAAUAAGUAGUUGAACAAGAUAAGACAAUACUUUGGCCGAAACAUAGUUAAAAUGUCUUUUCUUUUCAAGCCGAUACAUAACUUUAUUCCGCUAUUUAUUUAAAAAAUAUGAUAGUUCAAAUAAAUUAUUUAUGUAUUCAUAAUUAAUAAAUAAGUCCAUCACGAUUUUUAGUCAAGCUUUUACCACCAUUUAUUUUUUUUAAAUCCGCCUUAAACAUAUUUUAAAGUGGUAGGCUUUUUCUUUAUCGAGCAAUAAUUUUACUUGACAAUUUUUAUUCAUAAAUAGUAUGAAGCAAAGAUGGCUACGUUGAGUGAGACCAUAAAAGAUGUGGAACAUAAAAGACGACAGUUGGAGGAAAAUGUUGAUUCUCUCAGUGAAGAAGUUGCUAGAUAUAAAGCAAACGGUUAGCUGGUUUUUUUUGGGGGGAGGGGGUGGUUAGCUUUGUCAUAAAACCUAUCUAAACUUCUUAAAUUUAUCAAUGCAUGAUUUGUGAUUUGAGACCAAUGUCACAUUAAACUUAUUAUUCCAUUUGUCUCUGUUAAACUAACCCUAUCUUAACCUUAAAUGAUAUAUUAAAUUAUAAUUAAACAUUACAUUUGAAUUCUCAGAAACAAUGCAUGCCACAGUCACUCAGAAAGUUCAAGAAGCGUCCAACAAACUACAAUCUGAGAUUGAGAUGAAGGAAGCCUUAGAGAAACAGAUGCAGAGUCACCGUGAGCAGCACCAGAAACAACUCUCCAGUCUCAGAGAGGAAAUUUCAGAUAAACAGACUCUCAUUGAUGAAUUGAAAGAGUACUAUUUUUCAUACAUUUUUAACUCUAUUUAAAUUUGAAUAAUUAAUGAUAAACUUCUAUAGAUUCAAAUUUUUGUCUUAAUGGCAGUGCUAUUUCUGACUUUUAAUUAAACCCAUAGUAUUUCUUAUUUUUAGCAAGAAUCAGUAUUUCAAUACUUUUUUUGUUAAUUUUUGAAGAACCAAUCAGAAACUCACUCUUGCUUUGGACAAGAUGCAAAAGGAUUAUGAAUCUCUGAAGUCAGAAGAGGCAGAGAAAGCAAGUCGUCUUUCAGAGCUUACCCUCCAAAUGGAAAAACGGGAGCAGGCAAAGGAAGACCUUAAAGGUUUGGAGGAAACUGUUGCUAAGGAACUACAAACCCUUCACAAUCUAAGAAAACUCUUUGUUCAGGAUCUCCAAAACAGAGUUAAAAAGGUAACAAUUAUCUCCAAAACAGAGUUAAGAAGGUAACAAUUAACAGUGACGACGGGGGGGGGGGACAUGACACCACUGGGAAAACAGCAAAUAAAGGAGAGGGUACGGUAUUACCAUGAGUUUAUAGCACUGGGUGACACCAAUACAAGAGACCCCUAUGACAAUGAACCAAAGUCAUGAGAGGAGAGACUUGCUUGUAGAUUUGUUUUUAACUAAUCUUGAAAAAAUAUUGAUAAAAUGAAAAUAUAUUAGUCUAAAAGAAAUUGAAUGUAACUCUUAAAAACUUUUUACUUUUAUAUGAUGUGAUUGGUAUAACUUUAAUGAAAACGAAAUAGUCACAAAGAUUAAACUAACAAAUAUUUAUUUUUUUAACAUAAGUCAUCAAAAUCAAUUAAUCCCCGAUUGAAAAAAAUAAUAAAACAGCUAAUUAAGUGAUGGAAUCCUAUGUAGUGAAUUUUCAGCCAAUUUUUUAGUCAUGAGGAAAGAAGUGUUAGAAAAAAAAAUCAUCCGAUAUUUUCAGUUGUAGCAAAGCUUUGCAUUUUCAAUUCUUUUUUAGGGAACUAAUGAAUCUUUAUUCCUCAGGCUGCCAACAAAAAAGAAGAGGAGGAAGAUGAGGAAGCUGGCGGAAAUGUAGCUCAGAAACAAAAAAUUUCGUUUUUGGAAAAUAAUUUGGAACAGCUUACUAAAGUACACAAACAGGUGGGUUUUUUAAUUUUUACUUCUUACUCUUCAUUAAUAUUUUUUUAAAAUGUAAUUAAUUUGAAGUCUUUUAAAAUUAAUUAAUGUAGAAAAUCAUCUGGCAAUUUAACCGAAGUUGUAAUUAAAUGUGUGGUUUUUUUUUUUACCCUUUCUGUCAAGUAGCGCCCAUUAAGAAAUUGUCUUCAGUACCAAUCAGAUAGCUCCAGAUUGACCAUAAGUUGCCGACUUAAUUAUUAUUUAUAAUAAUUUAUUGAAAAUCAAUCUUUCAUCCAGUCAUAAAAAAAGUACUGGUAAUUCUAGAGAAAUUAUGAAAUUUUAAUUGAAAUAAGACUACAUUAGGACCAUUUACACCUAAAAUUCUUCAUUGCCAAUUGAACGCAGUUGGUUAGACCAGUCAGAUCUAUCAACAUCAUCUUCAUCUUCUGACCCAUCUGGGAUAUCAAAAUUUUGAACUAAUUCAAUAUCAACAUAACUUGUUUCUGCAUUAAAUAAUUACUGUCAACUCUAACAGCUGAAGUUUGAAGUGAUCUAGAAGGGAAAACACCAUUAAGCUUAGAUCUAUUGUUAACAAAGCACUUUAAAAUAAAAAUAAUAAUCAAAAGUAGUGUAAAAUCAAGCACACAACAAAGAAAACAAGAACUUGACACUUCCUAUUUAUAAAUAGGCUCUGUGUAACUUCUUAAUUAGAAGAGUUACCUGCACUAAGCAACGUUGAAAAUGUUGUUUACGGCUAGCGUAACGGGACUGAUGAGUAAGGGCCUGAAAGUAGUAAUGAGACUGAAAGGGUUAUUAUACAAAUAUUUAUUAAUCUAACUCCUGAAUAUAGGUCCUUAUUUUAUAGAAUUUUUUAAUAAUACUUAUAAAAUUGUUCUAUUUAUACUUUAUGCACCUCUACCACAGUUAGCUUAACCCACGAACUGUCGUCGACCGAUCUCAUCGGCUGAUCUUCCCUUCCAAAACUGUAUCAGCCGCUUAUUAUGGGCCAAUAAAAGUUGCAUUGAAAGAAUAAGUUCCAGUCCAAUAUUUUACACCAAAUAAAACUACUUCCUUUUAUUAAUAAAUAAACUUCCGUUUUUAGCUCUUCUAUGUCCUUUUUUUAAAACUUUGGAGAUAUUUUUUACAACGAUCUUUAUCAAGCAAAUGUUUGUAAGUAGAUUUUCACAAAAUGGAUGAGGCCAUAACAGCUUAACCAUCUGGCUUACAAAUAAAUCAGUUUGGAAUCUUUUUGACAACUUUUUAGUUAAGUGAUUCGGAAGAUGAUUUUCCGAUCACACUCGAAGACAAUGAAAAUUCCGAUUAUUUUUCUAGUGGGUAAGAAAGCGAAACUUCGGACUCAGAUUAUCUAAGCCUAGAACGAGUAGGCGUUGUCCCAACAACAGGAUUCGUUCAAAACUAUUUUGCUGAUGAUUUUGUACCAACAAAAAAUAAUUGGAUGUAUGUUUAUAUGAAUAUAUGUUUAUUUAUAUUUCAUUUUAUGGAUUAAAUAUUUAUAUAGCAGCUUUUAAAAAUUUUAUCAGUUUCUGGCAAUGUAUUAAUGUUUAUAUUGUUUAUGGCAUGCUUUGUCACUUGAACAUGUUUACAGGUAUCAGAAGAAAAAAUUUUUUGUAUCUAUUAAUAACCAAAACAUAUACAAAUAACACAUUUUCUGAACGAUAAAUAAAAAUGAUAUCAUAUUAUAUACACAUUAUAAUAAUAUGCCUUUAAAAAAUUGUAGUUUAAGGUACUUGAAAAGUAAAACUUUCAUUAUUUUCAUUAUUUUCAUUAUUCUUGGUCACUCCGAGGUCAGCGAGUUUAAAAUAACAUUGAAAAAAAGCCAUUAUGAUUCCCCACUCAGUCUAAUUUCGAUAAAUAUAUUAUAUACUUUAUGGGGUCAAGCUAUAGUUUUGCAUGUGAAAAAUCACAUUUUUCAAAGGCACCCAAAAGCUCUAAAUUGCCAGCACAGUACAGAAAGAUACAAUGGAACAGUAGUCGCAAUAAUUUAUGCAUCAUAAUUUGCUGUUAUUUCAGUUGGUGCGAGACAAUGCUGAUCUCCGUUGUGAACUUCCUAAACUAGAAAAAAGACUUCGGGCGACUAUGGACAGGGUCAAAUCUCUUGAAACUGCACUUAAAGAGGCUAAAGAGGGAGCUAUGAGAGAUCGCAAGAGGUUUGUGUAAUUAUUUCAUUGUUUGAAAGCAGUUUUUGCUAAGCAUUUUUCCCCAGCAUGAUGCAUUUAUCAGGUGGCAUGAGGUCUAGUUCUGUAAUGUAAUAAGUAAGGUUCUCAGAUUUGCUUUCCUUUGUUGCAUUUCUGAAUGCCAUUUUGUUUCUGUUUCUUUUGAUACUGCUAUUAUUUAUUAGGUUAUGUUUGUAGAUACAAAGACAUGGCUUCUUUUAUUUUUUUGAAGGAAGAGAAAGUUUUGCAAAGACUUAACGUCUUAAUAUUUUUGUUUAGCGGUGAUGGAAAUCCUAUUGAUUUAAAGUAAGUAACUGAUUUUAAAUUACAGAGGAACUAAAAUUCUAGGUCUAGGGCUUUUUCUUUUUAACCUUCUUAUUGAACUCCAAAUAUUUUGGCUAGGCCUUUUUGAAAUUGUAUCCAUUUAUCAAGCUUUGUUCACAUUUCUAUCUAUGGCGGUGUGCCUAGUUUUUACAGAAAUGCACUAUUAUCUCAUUAAAUUCAAAGUAUGAGCAGAAUCCUAAUUUUAUAAAUGUAAUAAAAGAAGAUUUCAAACAUUUUUUUCACUAUGAUAAUAGAAAUUCAUGGCGGAUAACAUUAAAAAAGGCAGUACAGUUAGGUAAAACAGUGCUGAGUAAUCAAUAUCAAGAAAAUAUAAAAAAUGCACAUGAUGACAAUUCACCAACACUUGCGCUCAUUUAUAAUCUGCGUAAAGUUUGUUAAAAAGAGUCAUUCCCAUUCCUUGUUACACCGUAUAAUCAUGUCUAGAACUCAUGGGACCAACCAUGAUUUCUCCAGCACACCAUUGAAUGGUCAUUCUGAGGAAUACAAAGAAAAUCAGGAACCUAUGCAUCACAUAUCAAAUACACUCUGUCCAAGCAAGAGAGAGGGCAAUUUCAUGAAUCAGUAAGUUAGAACUGUUUGGGACCUUUGCCAUUUGGCCAACCUCAUUAAAUGAAGCAAUUUUUAGUGGGUAGUAUUGAUACAAAAAUAUUAAGUUUGUAUACUUUGAAUUUGUGUUUGCUUGUGCAAUGUUGGAAUGAAUAACUGUCAACCUAACCUUUAUUAAUAGAUCAAAUGCCAUUUUCAAGGACUUGCUAUUUAAAUUUGUUUCACAUCUAAAAUACAUUGGUAUUACAAGGUGUGGUGAGGUGGACAAAAAAAAUCUAGCAUAACAAUUAAAUCCAUGUUAUCAACUGUACUGCUUUUUUUUUUAACCGCCUUGUUUACAUCACCAUUUUUCAGUAGAAAAAUUGUUGCUCGGCCUAGAGUAGAUUAAUAUAAAAUUUAUUUUUAUAACAAUUUAAUAAUUCUCAACAUUUCCAUGAAAAAGUAUUAUUACAAAUGAAGAAUUUAAUUAGUGGCAACUUGAGUUUAACAAACUAAAGUGCAUGUUAAUUUUUAACCAAUCAAAAGUUCCCUGCAUUUAAACUGGCCAAAAAUUUAUUUUUUUGGCCAUAUUUUUAUAUUUUAAAAUGUUCAAUUUACUUAUUUUACUAUUUCAUAAUUUUGUUUUGAAGACUGGUGAGAUUUCAUUAUGCACUUGGUCAUAGAAUUUUAAAUGUAUAAUUUAUUUUGAUGUGGAUUUAUUUGAAUGUAUUUUAUGCUUGAUUUUUUAAAAAAAUAUUUAUAUCUUUAUAUUUAAUUGAAGAUAACAGUUAUUCAGUUCAACCUAGAAUUGUAAAUUUAUGUGUGGGCUUUUUAGCCUUAAUUCUGCUUUUUAGUUAUAUAUCAUAUGCAAACUACAUUUCAUGUCACUCUGUACUUAAGAUUUUGGCUAUAAUGUUAAUGAGAUUUUCAAAUAAUUAUAGGCUUGUAAAAAAAAAAAAUAUCAUAUGUUUAAAAAAAAUAACUAUCUAAUUUAAUGGGUAAUUUUAAAUUCUUUUAAAAAAUAUUGUUAAAAAAUCAUUUUUUAAAAAGAUGUAACACAAUAAUUCAAGGAAGAAACAUAUUUUUAAUUUUUUACCAGAUAUCAGUUGGAGGUAGACAGAAUCAAAGAAGCUGUAAGGCAGAGGAAUCUAGCACGAAGAGGACAUGCUCCACAAAUAGGUAUUUAUAUUAACUCUUGUUUUAUAUAUAGAAUAUCUUUGCUUUAUUUUAAAUCCAUAAAUACUUAACUUGACAUUGUUUUUAUUCAUUUCUUUUAAUAGCAAAACCAAUUCGCCCAGGACAGCACCCUGGUCAACCUGCCCAAAGCGCUGGAAUUAGAGGAGGUGGUGGUAUCCCAGUUAAUGGACCAGCUGCUGUCAAAGACUUUGCAUAAGUAAUAACAUAUUUGUAUAGUUCCUUUAAUUUUACAAGUACAAACCUAAUAAAGGUAAAGUUUUAGGGAGCAGGAAACUUUAUUUAACUCAGUCGACCCUUUUUAUUACUUAAAAUACUAAUACAGCUAUUUCAAAAUGAUAACAUGAUUAUGAUACUGGACAUCGUUUAGGGAUGAAUAUAUAUCUGGCAAUUACACAAAAAGUUUCCUCGUUAAAGCCAUAAAUUAUUAGGAUUGUAUUAAUCAUAUUACUAGUAAUGCAUCACUGUCCCAUCUAAAAUCUAGCUAUUUAAAUAUUGUUUAUUUUCAGUACUGAGUUUAAGAUAACUGACCAACCGUUGAGAACAGAUAGUUAUCAUCAACUGUCGGUCAUAACAAGACCAUUUCCUCACCUAGCAUUCCGCUUAAGGCUUGUGUCUCCAUCUUCACUUCAUCCUUUUAUUGUAUCAAUGAAAAACUGUUAAACAUUGGAUUUCUCUACACUUAUGUACAAAGCCUGUUUAUAAUUAAUUGUAAUUUGCUAGGAGAUUUAGUACCAAUUUUUAAAUGACAUAAAAGUCUCAGUAAUGUUUUGGAAAGAAAUUGUGAUAGUUUUAACCUAUCUAACUUUUUUUCUGAAAAAUAAUUGAGUUAAGAAAGUGACUUUUCUUUUUACUCUUUUCAUGGACAUUAACUGUUUAUGUCCUUAAAUGUCCAUAUUCCUGCUAUAAUGCAAUAUGUAGCCCUGCUUACUACUUUCCGUACAUAACUGUUAUCAGUACUUCUCAAAUUCAGUGCGAUUGGUGGACUGCAACAUAUAUACAUAACGUUUUAGCUCUUAAGUGCCGAUAAAUGACAUUCCAUAAGCUUAUAUUUAAACAUGUUUAAAAUAGCUGUUUCUUGUUAGUUUCUUCCCUCUGGUGUAGGUGAUUGCAAAUAGCAGCAUGUAGUUUUCAUUUAAUGUUCAAUGCAGCCAAUUUUAAAAAAAAUAAAAACUUAAGACGUAGACGUCCAAAAAAAAAAACAAUUGGCAAAUUUUAUUGAUGAUGCAAUAUCGACAUGUUCCAAUAUGGUUUUUGAAACUACAAAAAGAACACGUGUAUAUGUUGCAGUACACCACUAGAUGCAGAAGGAAGGGAUUUUCACAUGGCACUGGAUCCACUUUCAAUAAUCUUCUUAUCUAGGAAUGGGAAUAUAAAAAAAAUCUUUCAGAGAGCAGAUAUGUUCAUGCUUUUAUGUGCAAUAUUUAAUUUUUAACAUAAAUAAAAUGGAUGUAAGUUUUGUUUAAAACUACAUAUCCCUCCUUGUUUAUAUUCCUAGUAUGUGUUUCUUGUAAAGUUUUUGGCAUUAAGUUAUUUUUGAUGUACAUUUAACAAUGUUGCCCCCUUUACGCUUUUACAUGUUGUGUAUCAAUGAAGCAACACAUGUAACAGUCGAGAAAUAUUCUGAGAUUGAUGUUGCUAAGAAGAUGCAGCAAGAAUUUACUAACCAUCUUUUUUGCUGUUUGUACAUAAGCUUUUUAAAAAAAAACGGUGUUGGGAAUUAACAGCUUCUUCUGUGCUGACUCUUGAUCUGACCCCAGUGCUUUCUUUCAAACUGAAGACAAGAAAUAAGUAGAACAUGAUAAGCUUAUUCUAUUUUUACAUCUUAUUUCUUGUCUUAGUUUAAAGAUUUUCGUCAUCUUUCGAAUUAUUGAAAUCAAGAACAGUCAUCAAGGGGAAGCUUUCAUACACAAUCAUGUAAAAAGAGAAAAAAAAUUAUAAAUAGCUCUACAUAAAUAUAAACUUUGCAUGUCCUUCUUAUUGGAAGUAAGGCUUAUGUCCCCUUUAAAUAAUGAGAUAACCACUAAUUUUUUUAAAAAUCAUUUUGUGUCAUUGUUUCCUUAUAAUUCCCAUUGUUUCAAGUUACUGUAAAAGCUGUGGAAAAAAAGUUACUGUAAAAGCUGUGGAAAAAACAAUCUUCAUUUUGUAGUCUCACUGUUAAUUUAUUGUGAUAUAAAAUAAAUGGUGGUGUUCUUGUGAUAAGUAUGUCAUUUUGGUUCAACACUCCCCCACCCCUCUUUUUUUCAAUAAAAACUCUGGUGCUUACUAUUUCCAUUGCAACAAUGUUUCUCAUCUUUAGCUAUAGCAAAGCGAGAUAUACCAGUAGAGAUUUGAUCCCUCUUAUAUAACUGUUGCUUUUUAAAUGUGGAUGUUUGAUUCAUGCUUAAGCUUAACAUUUUUAUGUUCAUUUUACAGUGUUUAGUUUUCUAUCUAGGUCAUUUGAUUUCAAUAUCUAUGCAGUCAUGGCUGCAUCUGGUUGUGUUUUGAUGAAAUUUAGGAGAGGUUUUAGUACUGGUAUUGUUAACUUAUUAUUAUUAUUCUGAUUCAAACAUUAUUUUCAUUACAAAUUUUAAAUCUUUAACAAAGAAUGCUGUGGUCAGAUGUAAUUUUUUUGGGGGUGUAAACAUUUACUGAAAAAUUAACUCCAUGCCCUUGGUAAAAUUUAGUCCUGGUAUAACAUUGCUGUUUAUAGCAACACGUGAAUUUUGCCACCUAUUUUAUUUUCAGCAAUGUCAUUAAUAGCAUUUUUAAAAUUUUGCAAUAAAGAUUGACACUCUUUCAAUUAGUGUUUGACUCUGGAACAUUAUUUUUGGAUAAAUUUCUCUUGUAAUGUUGUCUUUGUAAAAAUCUAUGUAAUUAAAUUAAUUGCAGUUCUACUUCUUUCAUAAGUUUUUCCAUCUCAAACUCUUUCCCCCAAUUAAUUUUACAUCAUUUGUAUGAAGUAAAUUAAUUGUUGACCUUAUAUGAAUAAUUUCCUUGCAUACUUUUCAUCAUAGCACAACAAAAUAGAUUGCAAAUGCAAACUUUGUUGAGUUUCACUUAUCUCUAGUGUUUGGCAUAUCUCACUUUAUAUAGAAACAAUUCAGUCUUAUAAACUUAUACAUCAAUGUUCCAAUUUGUAGUAUAAUGAAUUUGUUUAUAGUUUAUUUUGGGUUGUUUUUUUUUCCAAAAGAAGUUUGUUUUUAUGUAAUUUAUAAACGUAUAUGCAGUGUGGUAGUUGUACAUGCAAUCUUCAAAGCGCUUGUUUGUGGCACAAUAAAAUGUAAACAAAUAUUGAUUCUUUGUUUGCAAUGUAUGAAUAUUUUUAAUACAGAUCUUCUAAAUUAUAGAACUAGAAAUAUCAAAACUAAGAUUUCUCAUAAUGAAAAUGGAUACCUUUUUUAAAGUGUGGUUCAGAUGUUGCUCUUGUAUUUAACUUAAAAAUCUUAAAAUAUACUCUUUGGUCUUGGCUCAAUGUCAUAGACUUGAUCUUGUGUCCAUUUCAGACUCCUUUAUAUUGUAUUAACUUAAGCAAGACUUGAAUUUAUGGGCAAAAAAUAUGGAUAUUACAGAGCAUAUGACUAAUAUGACAUCAUUUUGACAACUUCCUACUUAAGUUUCCUGGAAUCAAACCCCCUUUUAGAAAAACAGGUUCAGUCAUCAACAAGGUUUGAAGUUUCAGUAACAACUAAAGCUUGGUUUUGGCAACCAAUGUGCGUUACGUAAUUUGAAAUUAGUUGUUAUAAUAUAAAUAUAUAAUAAUUACAUUUAUUAUAAACGUAUGGGUUAAUAUAGAAAUACACACAAAAUAAAUGUCUGGUAAAUUUUAUUAACCUAUCAUAGUACACCGGGAUUUAUGUAAAUAAACUCGUGUCGCUAAAAUCUAAUGAACAAAGGAAACAUGUCUUUCUUUCGGUUUUAUGUUUAUGCCUAUUUAAAAGAGGGUGCGAACAAGUUACAUUAAAUAUAAAUGCUUUCAAAGGCACACAAUUUCUAUCAUGUCUUUCCUCACUUUUGUUACACCGGGGGGGGGGGGGGGGGGGCGUCAGGGUUUGGUAAAUGUUUAUCUUGUAGGCUGUGGCGUAGCUAUGGUUAGUGCCGCCCAUGGCAGGCCAAGAUUUUUGCCGCCCCAUUUUACGAUAGAAACCUCUGCCAUUUAUCAAAACUUCCGCCCCUUUAUAUAAGGAAAAAGAGAAUCCCCCUACCUAUGCCACUGCUUGUAGGAUCAUCAUACUACUGUGGCGUUUUGUCCCCUCUCCACCCGCGCACAUCUUGCACAUCUAUGUGUUAUCAACUGUAAACAAUUUGAUUGGUAAAUAAAUAUGCCAACCGGUUUC